Molecule: messenger RNA, 10094 nt
Organism: Porites lobata
Lineage: Eukaryota; Metazoa; Cnidaria; Anthozoa; Scleractinia; Poritidae
Source: the annotation of a GenBank genome assembly
GAAAUCUGUCGUUGCAUGUUUCCCGUGCACAAGCAAAGAAAAUUAAUAUUUGUUGAAGCAAGUGGUAUCUGAUCCGAAACUGUGAAAGGAAAACUGCAAGCAGCUGAACUAUCUCACGUCUAAUUUACAUAGCGGUGGCUUCACGGAAAUCAUUCUUUCAUCUGGACACUUACGUGCCACGUCUGCCUUCUAUUGCACGAAAUAUCCGAUGUCACGACAGAUCGAUCGUGAACCAUCGUCUUUAAACUUGCAGUUUGUAAAUGUUCAGUAUUGGGUUUGUGUGAUAUUGGCUCAGCGGUAAAUUCAUUUUGGCAAAAGCUGGUGUUUUGUGUUUCGAAUGCAAAUCGUUGAUCAGCAUUUGGCUGUCGAAAGCACUGUUUUGUCUUCGAUUUGUUGACGGGACGUUGACCGGGACGAUAUAAAUUGGCGAGGAGAACCCGCUUAUAUUCUGUGGACUGCUCAUGAAUAAUUUCGCAAAUUUAUAGUCUGCAGAUCGUUGCGGCUGUAUGCAAAAUACUGGGCCUCUAUAAAUAUACAAUGAGUGGAUUCUAGAAGCGAUUCAUGCCGUGGUGUUGUUGACGGAACUAAAGCCAACUUUUUAUUCGGUAGACUUUCACACUUCGUCGACUUCUCCAUGACUGACGUGGAUUCAAAUUUUCUGUCGCCAGAAUCGAUACUGAAGCGAACUUCAAGCGAGCCUGAUAUUUUUGGUUCGGGCAUUCGACAUAGAACAUGUAGCAAUUCUUCCCAACUGCAAUAUAACAGAGCGAGAGAGCGAUCUAGGGCUUCGUUUACAAACAAGGAACGGUCAAGAUCUCCAUCCCCGCCGAAUGGUGUUUUGGUAACUGAUUAUGAAGGACAGAUGAUUGUUGACGGAAGGUAAGAGAAACAGAAGUUGAGAGCUUCCAGUUGAGAUUAGAUUUGAGUAAUUGUUAUCACAGAAUCGAUUUGUACUGCAUGCUUUCAGUACACAUGAUCAUUACAUAUAUAUAUAUAAGCCUAGAAUAUUUUUUUAUUGUCUUAUGUAAAGGAUAUCAAUCACCUUGUUCAAGACUGGUUUAAUACUUGCAGAAAAAUAUUUGUUCCUCAAGGAAAUAAUGUAGCAGUAUUACACGUCGUUUCUAGAAGUAUGAAACAGCCCAGUCGAUUGAUAUUCUCAGAUAAUCUCACAUUUAGUUUCGAUUUCGGUCUUCCUGUAUUUUUAUUAUGAGUUUAUUUAUUCUUUUGCCAAAAAGUUACCCGCAUUUCCUUCUUUUUGUCUGAUAAUUAAGUUUUCAUUUUGCAAUGGCCUGUCCCAGUCCUAAUCUAGCCAGAAACAACAUCAGAUAACGAUAAAACUAUGUAAGUUCCGUGCGUGUGGGAAGUAAGUUCUUGUGGCAGAAUCCUGGUGAUGCAAAAUUUAAUAUAAGUUAUACCAAGGAUCAAAACAUUACCACCUGUUCGUUCAACUCCACUUAGUUAUUGAUAAAAUCCAGUAACUGUGCAUUUAUGAUAUGUAAUAAUUUAUUACUUUGACUGUAUUCCAUUUGUCACAAAGUUUUUAAGGCUGUGCUACAGUGGUGCCUGGUGCCACCUGGCAGCUCUCUUAAAUUUGCCUUUAAGCCUACUCAGAACAUUCCUAGGCUAUCAUGCAAUAACAUGACAUCUAACCCAUCCAGGGCAGGGUGGGGAGAGAGGGGGAAAAAAGUCUACACAUGAGGAUGUGGCUGUUUAAGUAAUUUAAGAUUAAAAAAAGUUAAUAUUAUAUUAUUUUUAACUUCAAGUUAUUCCAGGUUGAAGGUUGUUAUUAAAUUAAUAUUGUAAUUUUUUUUUAGCUCAUUGAAUGAUAGUUGUGCCAGUGACGAGUUCUCCUUCAGAGAUCGUGCCCCAACUUCUCCAAGCCGAGAGGAAGUAAAGGCACAAGCAUUUGAUCGAUUACAAGAAGAACUAAAGAAAGCUCAAGAAGUGAGAGGCUUUGCAAGCAUUUUUGUGAUUUUUUAAAUAACGAUUACUGACCACUGCAUAUUUUUGUAAAUGAUGAUGUAUAUAUAUGUAUGCAAAAAGAAUUAUUGAAGGGAUUUAGUUAUGUUAAUUUUUACCAAUUAGAACUGUCCGGUAUUUGAGUGAUGUUACUAGAGCUUGCUGGCAUGCUACAGGUUAAUAGAAAUAAUGUAUAGUAAACCAUUAGUAAUGAAAUUUUUAUUAUUAUUGUAAGAAGAGAACUAAUAUUAUGGUCAGUUGCCAAUACUUGAGACAUGUAAAAAUACCAGUUUGACAUUGCUUGUGGAAAACAUGCAUUGUGCAUGCAACCCACAGAUUAGUCAGUUACACUGUAUCUGCUAGUAGAUAUAUAUGCAUGUAAGGCCAUCCUUUUUUUUGUUUAGUGUCGAAUGCGUUUCCUGAUAUUGGGUCAGUCGGUCAGAUUGGAAAAAAAAUUCUAAAAAAAAUCACAUGGAGCCUCAGAAUAGGAGGCCCUGUUACCCCAGGAUGACAUUUAAAGUUAACAUUUACAUAUUUGGAUUAACAAAAUGCACAAUAUACUGUGAAAAAAAUGUUCCUGUUUUUGUUCCUGUUUUUCUCUACACUGUUACUGUGCUCAUUUUUCAGAUUAAAAGAAUUAUUUCAAGAGAAAAAUGGUUUAUCUACAUCGUUACUUCUUCUUUUAUUUUUUUGAAAGUGCCAAAAAUUUGGGUCUGUCAGAUGACGCUAAAUGGAGAAAAAAAAGAGGAUAGCCUAAACUAAAUAAAAAUCUGUAGGUUAAUGCUCUAAUUUCCUAAAUUACCUGCAGGUUUAUAGCCAAUGAGAAUACACAUAGUGAGUACAAUGUAUAAUAAUAUCAAAGAAAUAUGCUAAUAUUUUUGUUUUAUUGCUGUGAAGGAACUUAAAUUGAAAGAUGAAGAAUGUGAAAAGCUGUCCAGGGUGAGGAAUGAACUGGAGGCAGAGUUAGAGGAAUUAACAGCAAGUCUAUUUCAGGUUUGUUAAAAUUUUUGAUUCGUGAAAAUAUCAAUAGUAAUUGAAAAAUACUAUGAAACUGGUGUAGUGUUGAUCAAAGUAUGUUUUGCAUUUGCUGGUUUUCAAUUUAACUUCAAAAUGUGAAUAAAAGUAAAAGGAAAUGCAAGUUAAGUUCAUCAUGGCCCAUGCAGAGCUUCAAUUAAGUAAUAAAAUAAUGUGUGUAUACAUUUGCAAUAUUAGUAGUGACAUUUCAGACGGGACGCAUUCACUAACAUUUUUUUGUCACAAUAGUAGUAUGUCAUUUAUAACAAUGCUGUGCUUUAUGGUUCAUGGAGUGGCCUUCCAUAAUUUCAAGUAUGAAUUGUUGAUAAUGAUGGAAAUGGUGAUGUCAUGAUUGUUACAACCACUUGCAAAUACUAUAUUGCAGAGCAGUAAUAAUGCACAGAACUUGGGGAAUUCAUUUUUUCACAAGAACACUUUUAAACCAUCGCAGUAGCCAAAAGCUGAAGAUCCCUCUUUUCAGAACAGCCUCCAGACAGAGAAUUUUUUAUUACAGGACUAUUAAGAUUUGGAACAAUUUAGAACCUCUUAAAUUAAGCCAAUCUGUUCACAUUUGUAAAUGUCUCUUAAGGAAGCAACUUCAUGCAGCUUUUAGAUAAUUUAGUUAAGUUUAAAACGUAUUGUAAUUGGUAAUUUAAUUAAGCAUUGUAAUUGGUAUUAAUUUGUAGUGGUGUAAUUAGUUAAAUGUAAUACUUGUAAAUAAUGAUUGUUCCUGAAAAGCCCCUUUGAGGAGGAAACAGUAAAGUAUGUAACUAUGCAUGUAGUAUGUAUCUUGCUUGUGCUGUUUUCCUUAAUUAGCAUAUGGGCCAUGUUGAGACUAAAGCUCUGGUCAAGUCCGUCUAUGAGCCAGCUGUGCCUAUUAAUUUGUUGAUUUGCCAAUCGAAUUGAAGGGAAUUUUUUGAAAGACACUUUUGGUAGUUUGUUGAGGCCAUCGGGGGCCAGAACAAGGAUCUCUGCCUUGCUUCAUAGAUGUUACUAGCUGGGGUUAGAUUUCAUCUGCAAUGCAGGCUAUCAUGUUUGCCUUAGAUCUCCUAUGUACGUUUUUAAUAAUUGUAACUAUUUUAUAUAUUAUUGAAAGUCGUACAUAAAUGUAAUGUCUAUUUUGACAGGAGGCGCAUGCAAUGGUUAGAGCAGCAAAAGUAAAACAGGCGGCAGCUGAGAAGAGAUUCAAAGAAGCAAAUAAUAAGGUUGGUGUGCAGUGUCAAUAACUGACUCGUCCCCACUCAUCUUCGUGUGAUGCGCACGGCAGGAGCAGGGAUAGAGAUGGCUGGAGAGAAGAGAGUAUUAAUUGAUAAGGCAAUGUAGGGUGGAUAGAGUAUUGUACCCCAAAGGGAGGUGAACCAUGGUUUGGGUAGAGGGUUGAUGCCCUAAAUGAGACAGAUAAAAGCGCGUGCAUACAAAGCUGUCAAACAUACACUAAAAAAGUUGCUUAACAGUUAUAACGUGCCAAAACAUGGUCCACAUAGUUCAGAGUACCACUUCUCAAACCAGUAGAGGAUAACAAUCAUAAUACUUCUUUCAGACCCUCCCCCAACUAGUGGCCAACAACUUAACUUGUCUAUGCCAAAAGUCUGACUAGGGACCUGAUGUAAGAACUUCAUCAUACGUAGAUCUAUAAGUUAUGUUGUUACCAACACCAGGUGGAAGUACUCCAGGCCGAGGUGACUGCACUGAAGCAGUUGGUGUUAACAUCAGCAUCAUCUCCCGGUCACAAAAAAGGGAUGGGAUAUCGCCGACACAGUACAGAGCACCUCAGUCCAUGUGUAGAAUGUGGCUCUUAUGACUGCGACGCUGCUGUUGCAAGGUUUAAUGGAACAUGUGCUGAACAUUCUCAUCAUCGUGGGGACACCAUGAAAGAUGAACCAGAGGUUGGUUGACCAAAAAAAUGGUUUGGGAAAGUCUUCAAUUUGACUUUUCCCCAGCCUUCUUCAUAAUUUGCAUAGUAUGGGAACACAUCAUUCGUACAAUGGGUUGAAAAGUGAUCCUUGUCUCCCCACCUGACGCUCCCAUACCUUACAUUUUAUCAAGAUAACUAGGUAUGAGUCAGGGUUUCAAGAACUUGAAAAGGUGCUGCCAUCAUAAGAUAAGGUAGAUGGCUAUCAAAGACAAUAGUUGGAGACACUGAAGUAAGCAACUACAGGACAUAGGACCAUAUUUUAAGGUGGCCCGGUGGCUUGCUAGUCAUGGCAACUGUUUAAAGAACGAGAAAGAUAAUUAUAAGACAUAAUUAAAGUAUAAGACAGACAUUAAAAAAAGGCGUAUAAGUAUAAAAUUUAAAGAGGUAUUACAGGUAUAUUUCUUUGCGCUUUAGUGGCUCGAUGGUUCGUCAGUCGAGGUUAGCAUCUUAAAGGACUAGAAAGGUAUAUAUAUUAUUUUAGUGGCUUGACAGCUCGGUUGCUCGUCUGUGGGGACUGUCGAUUCACUGAGCUGCUCCAACGAGCAUACCUAGGAAAUUUGGCCUAUAUUCUGUAGUUAUUAGCCCUGUACAUUUAUGAAACCUGAGAUGUGGUGUCACAUAUGACUUGUAGACAUCAAUAACUGGUUUUGUCUCAAGUUGUUUAGAUGUUAGAUGAAGCAUUGAGUCAAUUGUUUGAUACAGCUUCUGAAAUGAAGUGUAAUAUAUUUGAGGAAUUUCCAAGCCAAAGUCCAUAAAAUGUUAUCAUGGAAACUAAGAUGCGGUUUCCAGACCUCCUUCAUGGUAGCAAUUUCCUUUUUUAUUUUCUCGUCAUAAAAAACAAACUACAAUAAACUGUGGUGGAUAGAGUUCAAACAGUCAUCUCCAACAUCAGGAGUUAUGUCCAAAAAUCAGGGGCACCUAAGGACGGUUUCCUCCCAAAUGCAUUGAAAACACUUAAGGCUAUCUAGAAAUGCAUUCUAAGCGGCGCUAUAAAAUUUGUAUCUGUUUGGUCAUUCUGGGGAAACUUGAGUCUUUUUGAAAUUCAAUCAGACGCCCUACAUGUACCCAGAUGUGGGUAGUGACACGUCAUCAGUAUGGAGUUUCUGCGCUCCUUCCUCACACGUCAUUUCGAGUGUAAACCAGUGGUGACGUCGCUAAAUGUCGGCUGUUUUGUCAGGCUUGUGAAAUAACAGAGAAAUAUCUGUUUCGUUUCAGGUGGAUGUCAUUCUAUUCCGCGAGUUUCUACAGUGGAUGGAUGAACGUUCCGUUUCGCAUGAUCAGCCAUUUUUAGCUAGGAUUUACAAGGAAGACGUGGGCCCUUGCUUGAACUUUCCUAACAAAGAGGUAGACUUUUUUACGUUUCAAAGUCGGUUUUUUAUUUUAUAAAAUUACUCGUAAGGCGCGAAGCCCCGAAAUCAUGCGCGCGAGCUACAUUAUUGCGAGCUUGUAAUAGUGACCAACAACAAAAUACGGUUGUUUUGCUCGCGAAAAAUUUUAGCGACUCAAGGUAACUUCGACUACUUGCGUUUAGCAAUACUUCUGCGGAAAAUGUUUCAGACAAUCAAAGCUAAAUCUGGUACAUGUAUGAUGUACAAUUUUAGCGGUUCUAUAGAAAUUGUUUAAUUGUAUGUACCUAAAGUACUUCUUUCCAGUUUCAAAUCAAUUUUGCGCUUCUCGGUUAAUUGUCUUCUCUUGUCUCUUCAGCUCGCCCUUGCAGUACACAGUGCAAUUGAAAACAAUACUCUUAUGAUGGAAACAUUCACUGGCAAACCUCUGUUUAGGUAUGUAAUAUUAAUUAACUUCACAGCCGAACUGUGCCAGAAACCGCUGCUCAGCCCCGAUCUUAGCCUUACCUAGCUCACAAGGGGGUUUUGCUUUUUUACGCGUAACGUAAAGCAGGAGACCAGAAGAUGCAGCAUUUUGCCGGGUAGAUGAAUGUCUUCAAUCUUCAUCAGGGGCUUUCUAAAGAGUGAGCCGUUCUCCCCCAGCCAGUGAUGAUCGCCUUGCAGACGCAAACCUGUGACUGAAAACCUGCCGCAAUGCAAACUGUAAGCUGCGAUUAGUCGGUCCUUCUUCCUUUCAAGAAGAAGACCUGAUCGCAGCUUAGGCAAACCGUUAGUGGAGAAUUUUACAGUGGUUGCUGCUAACCCCCCCACGCCUUAAAAUCCUAUUUUUUUGGUCCGCACAUUUACAUUUUAAUAAUUCUAUCAUUUCUGUCCUUUUUUUUAAGCAGGAAAUGUGCUUUAACUGGUACGUCACGGUUCUGUGUUCAUCGUGUAAAGUUAACAGAAAAAGGAGACUGGUACAACCUGAGUCGAAACAGCAGAGUAAGGGUGAGUACUCGUUAACUGCUUUCCUUUUUCUACUUUAUUAAGCAGGUCCUAGUCGUUAAAAAGGUGGAUAACAUAAUCCACUGGAUAAACCUCUUUCUGAGUUGGUUUCCCUUAAACCUAUCCGCUGGAUAGUGAUUUAUUUAGUGAAUAGCACUAUCCAACGUUUGAACAACUGGGGCCAGAACUUUUGUGGAUUAAAAACAACACCGACUUCUUUUCAUCUUUUUCUUUUGUAAAUGGUUAGUGCAGUUAUCUUUAGUUUUUCUAAGAUGGAUAGAGUUGGGACCAGGGCUAACUGAAUUUUCAAAACGAGUUGUCCGCCUCACUGGCCAAUGUGAUGUGGUGCUAUGCAGUGUUCCAAAUAAGAGACGGGUCUCGGGUCAAUGACUCGACAAAGAAGGCUUCCUGACCCAACAGAUGAGAUAUAAGUGUAUAAGUGUUAAGUCAAAUAUAACGCAAAAAAAUUAAGGACAUGAUCUUGGCGACCCCUCAGAUGGUGUACAAGACCCCCCGCUUGAAAGAAUUGAGUGGAACGCUGCUAUGAGACUGGAUCGGUGUGGCGUCGAAUUGUAUUAUGGGACUCUUGGGAACAGUUUUUGACCCAUUUUCCCGCUCAACUUCGUGAUAGCCAAUAAAAGAAGUAAUGGCGUCCCCAAAAUCAGUCCCAUAAUGCAGCUUUAAACAACACCGACCCAGUCCCACGCUCAUCCUCAAAAUGGCCAAUAGAAAUUCAAACAAAUAACUGAAGAACGUCUCUUAACGGGAGGUGGUCAUCUUCUAGAAGUGUUGGUUACGAGAGACUUGUGUGUGCAAACCUAUGACUGAACCCUUUUUGACAGUGGCUAACGUUUCAACAACAUUAAUGAAAGGCUAAGACACAUGAUGUUAUCUUUUUUUUUUUAAUCAAAGAGAAGUCGUUUGUUGAUUUGUUUUGCUACUUGUGUUACUGUGUUAGAAAUCUUUUCGAAUGUCAAUUUUACGAAUUAACCGUGUCUUUGUUUUGUUCUAGAUUGUAGCAGUUUGUGAUUUUUAUACCUACGUACGCUACAUUCAGCAGGGACUUAUAAAGGCAGAUGGUACGUUUUGCAGUCAUAUCAUGUUCUACUAAAAUCCAACUAGUGGUCUAUUAUCAAUGCUGCGUUCUGAUUGGUUGAGCUACUACUAGGCUAUAUGUUAUAGCCUACUUGUAGCGAAAAGCGCGCCCUUUUUGGCGGCAAAAAAGGAUUAAAGUCUAGCUUCAGAGCUUUAAGUAGCAAAAAUUUUUUAUUCUCGAUAUUUUUGACCAACUAGUUGGAUUUAACUAAAACAAUUAUUCCUCUCGCCCUCAUGGCCUCUGAGUCAAUAGCCCAUUCGGCUUUCGGCCUCAUGGGCUAUUGACUCAGAGCCCAUUCGGGCUCGAGGAAUAAUUGUUAAAUAGUUUACGCCCUGUCCACACGAAUUCGUUUACGAAAAACUUAGUCUGCCAAUUCAUCCGUCUGUCCUCGCUUCUAGCCACCUUAACGUCCCACGCUGCAAGAAGCGAAGAGAGGCGGUUGUAUUCGUAGGUGAUGAAAAACUCCUUUUUUAUGUUAUUGCGCUUUUCAAAAACACGCGAACUCUGAAGUUCAAAAGCCGCCUUCACAAUUGCGUUUUUCGCUACCUUCAAUCAUAAAUACGAUUACAAGCAACGAACCUUGACACAUGGAAACACACAAAAUGGAUCGAAAUCCACCAAUCACCAAUCACAAACCAUAACCUUUUGAACCCUUCAUCAGGCUUGUGUACGAUAUCCUCCUGUUUCCUUGCUAUUUUAAAACAGCUUUAAACAGCCUGAGUUUUGAUCGUUUUUAGGCUAAACGCAUAAAAAUUGAAGCUUUUUUAGCGGCGCUCUCUCGCGCGCCGGAGCACUAUGGGUAAAAAGAUUUGGUUAUCUAUGCAUCCAAGAAAUUUGGUUCUGAGAAAUCGUCCGUACGAUCGUACUUUCCCCCAUUCAUGUACACCGGGGAGAAAUUUUCACAUUUCAAGCACCCGCGCGUUUCGGCGGUAAAUCGCAUGGCUACCCGGAUCUUUAGAGAGAAAAAUACAACAACAAAGCCGAGUCUUUUUUUGACUUAAUUUUAAUGACUACAUUAAGGUGGAUAACAGAGAAAGAGCUAGAGCCAGAGAUCAAAAACGAAGGAGAUCAAUUUCGUUGGAAGAGAAUCAUGACAAUUUGGAUCAAUUUGGAUUUUGCUCGCAACUUACGCGAGUUUGGCGUCGCUGGCUCGGAGGAAUUGGAGGUUAAUCAGUGAAUAGUGCAGGAUAUUCACUGAUUGAGCAGCCAAUCGGAGCGCGCAAAAAACACUAUCCACUGUUUUAGUAUGUACUAAAUGUAUAUAUUAAACGAAAACGUAUCAGUUUGGACCGCGGUCUGAGCAACAUGUUGUUAACUGAAAUAACCUAAUACUUCUUCUUCUUCCUCCUGUUAAGUAACUAAGUGAAUGCCAAAAGAUCUUCCUCUAAUUAUUUCUUGUUUGACAUACAGUGACGGAGAUAUACUGGGAGAUAAUGAGACUGAGAGGCCAAAUGGCGCUUGCUAGAUUGGGACUGGAAACUACUUGUUCAGGCAAGAUUCAGAAGAAUAGCAGUCAGUCCUAGCAGGAGUUGCUUCUUGCUGUUUUUUAGUAUUUCUUAGAUUCGUGAGUUGGGUUUUGAAGGUCUGAGUGGGGCUUAGUGUUUCUAGAGAAAAUUCUGUGUUAAGUGUUUGGAGGUUCUUCGGACAUCUUCGGUAGUCUUCGAAAAUCCUCUGAAAUAAUCGGGAUUGUCGGCAUAAAAUGGCCGAAAACUCCUUGAUAUACUAACCAAAGUAAUAUUUGCCAUUUGCUCAUAUCCCAUAAUACACCUUGUUUGCCCCC